Messenger RNA from Phialemonium atrogriseum, 2018 nucleotides. RefSeq lists its product as uncharacterized. The coding region runs from base 100 to 1677 and encodes 525 amino acids. Lineage: Eukaryota; Fungi; Ascomycota; Sordariomycetes; Cephalothecales; Cephalothecaceae. The transcript has 2 exons. Gene Ontology annotation, cellular component: membrane. The record is from RefSeq and is a predicted model, not a curated record. Gene Ontology annotation, molecular function: N-acetylgalactosaminide beta-1,3-galactosyltransferase activity.
GCCAAACCAAGUAUCUGGAACUCGGAAGGCCAAUUUUAUACCUGCCUGAUAUGCUUUUGGUAACAUCAUCAACAGAUCGUGGCCCACGAUUUAUCGCCCAUGGCAUUUAGUUUCAAGCCCGUGAUGCAUAUGCUAUCGAACAAGCGCUUCCUCAGGAUAUCCUUAUUCGUCGGCCCACUCCUUCUCUUCUUCCUCCUGGCCGCGGCGUUCUGGGCCUCGCCCCAGCUCCGCGACAAUGGGAUCGGUCGGGGUAUGCUGCCUUGGCUGGGGCCCGCCGAGAAACCGGUGCCCGAAUUCUACCCUUUCGAGACCAUCAGCCAAUUUUCCCCCGUAUCGCUGAGCGUCGACGAGAAGACGACGACGAAGGAGCUUUGCGACACCUUUCCCUCGUACAUCACCAACCGCAUCCAACCCGUGCUGAAGACGGGCCACGGCGAGAAGCGGGUCAAGAUCGAGGCCCAACUCAACAGCUCGUCGGCCUGCUUCAGCAACGAGGACCUGCUCAUUUUCUCCGACCUCGACGAGACCAUCCUCGGCCGCCCUGUCAUCGACAUCCUCGCCGACCUCCCCCCAUCGUUCCGCGUCGACAACCCCGACUUCGACAACUACCUGACCAUGCAGGCCAUGCGGCGCAACGGCACGCUCGACGUCGACGAGGCCGCCACGGCCGCCAUCAAUGGCUGGAUCCUCGACAGGUUCAAGUUCCUGCCCAUGGUCGAGCGCGCGUGGACCAUGCGGCCCGGCCGCGACUGGUACGUCUUCUACGAGACCGACACAUACAUUGUGUGGGACAGCAUGUUCCGCUUCCUGUCGACGCUCGACCCGGCCACGCCGCUGUACAUGGGCAGCCCGUCGCCGGGCCGCGUCGACAAGACUCGGCCGCGCCACGAGAUCAAGACGUGGUUCGCCAACGGCGGGCCGGGCUUCGUGCUCAGCCGCGCCGCCGUCGAGAGGCUGCUGGCCCGCGACGUCGGACCCGCGGGCCAGCUCCUGGACCCGCCGCUGACGACGCGCUGGCUGGACCUGCUGCGCCGCGAGUGCUGCGGCGACAGCGUCGUGGGCUGGACGCUGUGGAACGUCAGCGUCCCCGUCAGCGGAUACUGGCCCAUGUUCAACCCGCACCCCAUGCACGGCGUCCCCUACAGUGACCUGUACUGGUGCCAGCCCGUCAUCACCCUGCACAAGACGAGGCCCGAGGACAUGGAGGAGCUCUGGAGGUGGGAGCACAGCAGGAGGCAGAAGGAUACCCCUCUGCUCUACCGAGACCUCUACGAGUUCCGCCACCCGGGCACGCCGGCCGUGCUGGACAACUGGGACAACGGCGACUGGGCGCGCUUCGGGCCGCCGGGCGGCGCGCGCGUCGACUCGUUCGAGACGUGCGGCAAGGCGUGCGAGGCCAGCCAGGACUGCGUGCAGUGGCUCUGGCGCGGGCUCGACGCCGGGGAGUGCGUGCUCAUGCGCCAGGUCCGGUACGGCGUGCCGCGCGAGCCGGAGCCGAUCCCCCAGCCGGAGCCGAAGGAGGGGGAGGAGGCGCCGAAGGAGCCGGCGCCGAAGCCCAAGGAGAAGUGGGUCAACUUCAAGAGCGGGUGGAUGACGCAGCGCAUCGACCGGUGGAGGGGGCAGAGGACGUGCUCGGCCGUGCAGUGGGUUGGACCGAGUAUCACUAGGGUGUACUAACGGUCUCGGUGGGGGCGGGGCCCUUUGGAUAUCGAUUUGGAUCGGUUGCCUUGUAUUACAUAUGUAUGUAUAUAUACCUUGAAGUGUUUCGGGUGUCUGAUAGACUUGGCGUUGGAUGGGAGGCAUGAGCCACUGCAAAAAGCAGCCGAUAUCCCCCCGUUGGGUAUUUGUGGAUUAUUAUGAGCUUACCUAGGUCGUUACUGUUUAACUAUCUUGAGGGGGUUAGACAUGUGUCUGAUGAUACUGGCAAUGCAAUGAAGUUGGUCUUCUGCUCACAAAAGGGGGUUAUAUAGGUUAUAUAGAUUACAUAGAAUAGGUAGGAAUUUAUUUAUGUACACUGC